Messenger RNA from Plectropomus leopardus (leopard coralgrouper), 4218 nucleotides. RefSeq names its product zinc finger protein 644a (gene znf644a). Gene Ontology annotation, molecular function: RNA polymerase II cis-regulatory region sequence-specific DNA binding; DNA-binding transcription factor activity, RNA polymerase II-specific. The record is from RefSeq and is a predicted model, not a curated record. Gene Ontology annotation, cellular component: nucleus. Gene Ontology annotation, biological process: regulation of transcription by RNA polymerase II. NCBI's taxonomy places the organism in Eukaryota, Metazoa, Chordata, Actinopteri, Perciformes, Serranidae.
AAGAACUUGCGUAACUUUUUAACCAUAGCUGCUCUAUUAAAUAGGCACAGAAUUAGGCGUUAUCAUCGGAGCAUGUUUUUGUUUUGUUUCUUUAGAGCGAAUUGUAGUUACGGUUAACCGUACAAAAGAAAUGAUCUGUCCCACACCAGACCACCACGGAAAAUGGCGACUGUGAAAUAGAUGGAAGACGAAAGUAAGAAAUUAUUCAAUGCAGCGUUUAAAUUGUGCCCUGUCUCCAUCCGCACUGCUCGGAGGUAACGUGAUGGCAGCCAAAAUGUCAUGUCUCACAGGUGUUGAUGAAGAUGACAAAGAUGCAGAUCCUGAGAUCAAUGCCCUCACGCUCCUGCAAGAGCCAGUGAGAAUGGCACAAGAAUCAGCCUCUGGCACCGAGUCUUUCGGCAAGCCUUCUCUGAAAGAAAACAGUGUCCUUGAUGUUCUCUCAAACACAGAUAUGUUGUCUCCAGAUGGCCUUGGAAAUGGACCCUCUUCGAAUCAGGCUACACAAGCCCAUGAACUCAACAGUAUCUCUGCAGAGAAAGAGGAGGCAAAGAGCAUCACCCCACUUAAAACUGUACAGGAAAUUGACACUGCAGGAAUUUGGGGUUUUGAUGAAGACUCACCUGAGAACUCAUUAGAUAAUUUUAGUAGUGCCAGUGACCUUCAUUGGGACCCUCACAAAGAGUUUAUGCAGUUUCUGUGGGACAACCACAGUGAUUCCCCAGGUGAGGAGCCUAAGGAUGAAGUCGCUCCUGCCAACAGCCAAAGGCGAAGGAAACGGAAAAUGGAUAUGGUUGUCAUGGUUGAUCCCUCAGAAGACCUUUACCCUGAUCUGAGCCACAAGUCAUCUGAGGAACUGUCUGAUGCUGAGGACCAAGUAGACUCCAUUCCUGUCAGAAAAGUCAGAAGGUCAACGAAAUUCUCCCAGUUACAGUCGUCACCAACAGGCAAAGUUUCCAUGUAUCCCAAUGGAACUGUAAAGACCAUCAAGGAGAUUCUUUACAAUGCACCUGCAAGGAAUUCUCAUGAGAACAGUCUGGGUCAUGGGCUUUCACCAUUGAAGGGGAGGCUCACCAUAAAUUCUCAUUCAGAGGAGAAGCCAUCAUGCUACCCUUGCUCGAAAUGUAAGCUUAUUUUCAAGAAAGAGCAUCACUUGCAUCGUCAUAUGAAAUCUCAUCUUGAAUCUUCGAAUAUUUCACCAAAGCCCUUUAUAUGUCGAGAAUGCGGACAGUCCUUCAGGCAAAGUGGUUCUCUUAUUGAACACAUGUCCAUCCAUCAGGAGAAGACAGCAAGACUCACUGAAGAGAUCAAAGGCAUGAAAGACGAGAAGAAAGAGGUUAGAAAGAAGCUUUUCUGCCCUCAGUGCCCAUUUGUAACACACUGCCCAAACACGUUUGUUCAACAUGCGAAAACACACGAGAAGGACAAGAGAAAGUUCAGAUGUGACAAAUGUAGCUUCAGGUCUCUGAGCGAGAAUGAUCUUAGGAGACACGACAUUAUGCAGCAUACUGUUAUUACGGUCAGAAAGCAAAUCCAGAAUGAUGACAUUGAAAGCUACUCCUGUAGCAUUUGUUCUUAUAGAGUUUUUAGCAAAAACGUUUUCAAGAAUCACCUGAUGCGACGCCAUCAACAAACUUAUGAGGAAUACGAGGCUGCACAGCGUAGUGAGAAAAAUGCACAACCAUCUAAGGAGCAGCACAUGCCAACUAGUAAAAGUCCUGUAGAAGAUGCAGAGUUUACGUCAAAAAUAUCUAUAAAAAAUCAGAUCUCUCCUAAGGGAGCUUGUUCACCAAAUGAGUCCAAUGACAUUACAGACUUAUUCAAAAAUAGCAAGAUUAAGAGAGGUCUCAAGUCUCAACUAACGGAAUCAAAGCUCGACAAGUCCAUUAAUGUUCUCCUGUCCCGACAAAGACAUGGAAAGAAAACUUCAGAACAGAGGAAGGAAAGCAAUAAUUAUGGCACAUCCCUUCAGGAUUCCGAAGGGGACAACGAUAGCUCAGAUCAGUUGCCAGGCACACUGACUGUCAAGGUUGAGGAUUCAGCUUUUUCCCCAAAUGGCCAUAGGGUACCAUCCACUGCAGCCGAAGGAGAGCAGUCAACAGUGAAAAAGUCACCAUCUAAAAGGAAGAUGUCCACCCCAUAUCGCAACACCUCAGACCAGGACUCAUGCUUCAUCUUAGCAAAACCUCUGCCAAGUCCCAAGAAAAUAAACCAAGAAGAAGAAAAGGUGUCAGACAAUGACGAAAAAGACAUUUUCCAAUUUAAGGACACAGAUGCCAACACCAACCCCUUUGACAAUGGUAUCAAGAAAGAAAAACAAAACAUCAUUUAUACCUAUAGCAGACGAAUGUCUAUGAGGGGUGCUCUGCAGGCAUCUAAAAGGCUGUUUGAGAAAAUAAAGACUGAAGAGGAAGAGCAGACCAGCCUUGAAAUCAAAGAAGAAUGCAUAGAAACAGAAGUCUCUCAAGAAACCUUUGACUCCCACCAAAUACCAUUGAGGGAAGACUUCACAGAGGAUUUGUCAGAGUUGGACUCGGAGCACAAGAACUGUCCAUACUGUCCUGCAGUCUUUGAGUCUGGUGUUGGAUUGUCCAAUCAUGUCCGAGGGCAUCUUCAUAGGGUUGGACUGAGCUACAAUGCACGCCAUGUAGUUUCUCCUGAACAGGUGGCUUCUCAAGACAGGAGGCCACGAAUUCGAAGGAAGAUGUCAGCACUCCGGAGAUUGAAAAAAGCGUUGCAGAUGGAGUCAGAAACUGAGACUGUGAAGAGCAUUCACUCCUGUCCAUUAUGUGGGGACUCAUUUGAUAACAGGACUGGGCAGUCCAACCACAUACGAGGCCACCUCAAAAAGCUGGGCAAAAGCUUUUCAACAAAGAACAAAUCCCCACUGUUUUUACUUCGUGAGCUGAUGCGCGACAAAAAGGAGUUCCAGCGGGCACUUCAAAUUCUGGGAAAGAGAAGGAACCAUUUCCAAUAUGGUGCUUCACCAAAGCUGUCCAGUGCUGAUCGCUUCACUCCGUCGCCCAUUGGAAUUGCUAAGAAUAAUUCAAUUCAAAGCGUUUGCACUGCUGCCAGACCAUUGAUGUCCACCUUUUCUUUGGUGGAAAUGGAUUCUGAAAAAAGGCAACUAGAGACUAAGUUGGAUGUUAAAAGUUCACUCUCGGGCUCGACUGCCUUGAUAGGAAUUCUGAAGAAGAGGAAGUGUCAGGAAGAUGGCAGACUAAAGGGUUCCUCUCAGAUGUCGAGAAACAUGUUAGCAGUUUCUUCAAACAUUGAGCACAGUUCGGGAUCAAGAGUUGCAUCUUCACUGCCAAAGUGCGAGAAAGGUGAAUUCAACAGGAAGGUGUGUGUCCAUUGCAAUGCAACGUUCCACAGUGGAGUUAGCUUGUCCAAUCACCUACGGGCAUAUGCAAAACGAAAAAGGACUGCCUUACUCGAGGGAACCACAUUUGACUGUAAAGUAGGAAGGAGGCAACGCUCAAGGCCUGGCCCAAAGAAGAAGACACUGCCCUUACCACAAACUCCAGAGGAAAUGUAUAGACUCACCUGCAGGUUCUGUGACCUCGUCUUCCAGGGUCCCUUGUCGGUCCAGGAGGACUGGAUUAAACAUUUACAGAGACACAUUAUGAACACUAGUGUCCCUCACACUGGGCUAGGCAUGGUAGAGGUCACCUCGCUGCCCACAGACCGCCUGACCCUCAAGACUGACCAAGACAGCUCUCUGACAGCCACACAUGCUGCCUCAUGAAGCCAAUGGGGACCUUUUUAGAUUUCACUAGACUGUAUGUGUAUGUACAUUUGAUGUUCUUUCACUUUUUCUUUUGUCGAUUAAAUACUGGCCAAAAGUACAAUGAUGCUCAAUGAUGGAGAUAUUUUACAUGCUUAGACAGUGGUAAGAUGGAAAAAUGAAUUAUUUUGGAUAUUGUUACCUUUUUUCUGUUUUUACAUGGUCCAUUUUUUGGAAAUAAAAUUCCAAAUGGACAGACUGUUUUCUUGUUUUAUGCAGUAAUGUAGUGUGGAAUCCAUUUCUAAUGAAGACAACUUUUACCUCAGAUUUCUCAUGGUUUGAGUCCGUUUUUGUCAACAGUUUGGGAGCACCUCUCUUCUGUAUCGAUAUUCACACUUAAAAGAUGCAUAGAAUUAUGUUUCUUUUGUAUUGCAACAUGUUAAAAUCCAAGCCCACAGUCUGUUUUCAGGCCACAGAGUGAGAUGAAAAUUUCU